This is a messenger RNA of Pieris macdunnoughi, 2925 nucleotides long. The record is from the annotation of a GenBank genome assembly. NCBI's taxonomy places the organism in Eukaryota, Metazoa, Arthropoda, Insecta, Lepidoptera, Pieridae.
AUGACUUAUAUGCGAAUUCGGAGUGUUCAUUCAAUAAGACAGCCUAUGCAAAAGCAGAUACAAUGUCCACUUGAGGCAGGGAACCUAGCUCUAUCAAGAAACACGUUAACAGAUAUUGUCAACGCCAUGUCUUCCCGGGGUGAACUACCACUGGAGCUGGCGUUACGUGGACGUAGUGCCUCCAUUGCCACAACGCUGCUACAGCAUUGCGCCGACGCAGAUGCAAGAGGGCCCAGAGGAAGGACUCUGCUGCACAGAGCCGUUGACGCAAGGGACGCGUUUUCAGCCAAAUUUUUGGUAGAGAAUGGUGCCGAUCCAAAUCUAUCGACGAAAGAAGAAGGCGAUACAGUACUGCAUCUUAUAGCUGGUCUAACUGCAAGUUCCUGCGAUCCGGAGACGAUGGAACAAAUGGUGGAGAUCGCUGCUAUCGUUGUUCAGAAAGGCAUAGAUAUAAAUCGGCAAAAUAGAAAAGGAUUUACACCUCUCCAUCAAGCGGUAAUAGCAAGAAGUCAGCAAAUAUUCGACCUCCUUCUAAAACAAUCUAAUCUAGAUACAAACUUAAGAACGAUCUCUGAUGAACACCCACCUCUAUACUAUGCGUUGGUAGACGAUCGGCGUGCGUCUAUAUCUUCUAGUGAAACACUGGUCAUGAACGGCUCAAAUCCUUUCGAUACGCCUGUCACCAACAAAAAUGCGUUUACGGAGGACCCGGUGGAGGGUAAGACUGAUAUUAUUGAGAGAGGUUUUGCUGCGAAGUUGUUAGAGAAAGGGUGUCAGCCGAAUCCUUUGUACUCGAAUACCGGAGAUAGUCUGCUGCAUAUUUUGGCCCAGGGAUGGUUUGAGGAAUCGGCAGUAUUUCUAGCAUCUAACUUAAAUGGUGACCUGAACCAUACAAACGAGGCUGGUCUGACAGCCUUGCAUGCAGCGUGUGCAAAUGGAUUAACUAGAUUAACCGCUACAUUAUUAGAAAAUGGUGCCAGACCCAAUUUACAGACUGCCUAUGGAGAGCACGAGGAUACAGUGUACAGACAGACUCCCUUACAUCUGGCGGUACUUAAUAACCAUGAAGGUUGUGUUCUAGCUAUCAUAGAUCACAAAAAGUCACUAGAUAAGGAAGAUUCCUCAUCAGACCGCUCUAGUGCUAUACCAAAUCUAAAUUUGAAGAAUUCUGAAGGGUACACGCCGAUUAGUCUUGCGCUCACAGAAGGUCACAAACACUUAGUAGGACCGUUGAUAGAAGGCGGCGCGGACCCCAACAUACGAAAUGGAAAAGGAUUCACAUUACUUCACCAAGCUAUUGUUGAAGAGGACUCUAGGACAGCAAUUUACUUACUCGACCACGGUGCUGAUAUGAAUAUGCUAACUGACGCAGGAGAAACCCCACUUCAACUGGCUAUCCACUGUCGCCUAGGCUUAGUGGUAGAAGCAUUAUGCGUACGCGGAGUUGACAUGAGCAAACUCGACGCUAACGGAGUACCUCCUCUUUGGGCCGCACUCGAUUCGGGACAGGAGGAAGUUGCUAGUAUUCUCGUGAGAAACGGCGCAGAUGCCGACUGUUGGGGCCCUGGUCCUGAUGGCUGCAUACAAACAUUAUUGCAUAAGGCCAUAGACGAAAACAAAGAGAAUUUAGCAACUUUCCUCAUCCGUUCCGGAUGUGACGUGGAAUCGCCGCGAAGAGCUGGUCCAUCCGGCGAGGGCUCAGACGUUGCAGCGGACAAACAUACACCUCUUCAUCUAUGUUGUACUUGGGGACUCACUGAUGUCAUACAGACGCUCCUAGAGCAUGGCGCGAACAUUAACUCCAAAGACGCUGAAGGCAAGACCCCACUACACAUUGCUAUUGAGAACCAGCACGCCGGGAUAAUAUCUCUUCUCCUAUCGCAACCUGGAGUAGAUUUAUCAGCGAGGGACAAUCGGGGAGUCACUCCCUUCGCAGCGGCUCUCACUGCGAGGAAUAAUAAGGCGGCUCAAGCCAUUUUGGAGAAAAAUCCCUCAGCGGCCGAACAGGUUGAUAAAAAAGGCCGGAACUUCCUACACGUCGCAAUCCAGAAAUGCGAUAUGGAGAGUUUGAUGUUUUUACUUUCGGUGAAGGUAGAUGUCAAUUCGCGGAUUCAAGAUGCGACACUAGCGCCGCCAUUACAUCUUGCGGCUGCAUCGGGAAAUGAAGCCCUUUUGAGAACUCUACUUUUGGCUGGAGCAAGGCCUAACGAUAGAGAUGCCCAUAAGCGUACGGCAUUGCACGUAGCAGCGGGCACGGGUGGGACCUCCCAAGCGGCGAUAGUAUCCGCUCUGAUAAGCGACGGAGCUGAAGUAGGCGCUGUUGACGCGGCGGGAGAUAACGCAUUGCACGUGUGUGCUCGCGAGGGUCACGCCCCCGUUGCACGAGCUUUACUAGCGGAUAGUGAUAUUGAUGCUGCUGCCACUAACCUUAAAGGUCGCAACCCUCUUCAUGAGCUGUGUUGGUGUAAAAAAGAUAAUGCUGCAACUAUAUGUGAAACAUUCCUAGAGUUUAUGCCGGACUUUCCAAUCAAUAGGACAGACUUACAGGGCAAUACUCCAUUACUAUUGGCGUAUAUGAACGGACAGGCAGCCAUGUGUAGGGUUUUAGUGAAAGCUGGAGCCUGCUUGGCGCACGAAAAUAAAGAGGGCGUCUCUAUAUUUAAUUAUCAGGUAGCGACAAGACAGCUUCUCCACAGAUUGUUGGACGCAUUGCCCGCUGAAGCGCCAUGGGCGGAAAGCGAUCUAUGUCAAGAGUGCGGUACUAAAUUCACGCUGACUAUGAGAAAACAUCAUUGUCGUCACUGCGGCCGAAUGUUGUGUAAUAAAUGUUCCAGUCAAGAUAUUCCCAUAUUAAAGUUCGGAAUGAAUAAACCACAACGGGUUUGCGAAAUAUGUUUUAAUGUCCUACAAGUUGGUGCCAGUUAG